This is a messenger RNA of Microtus oregoni (creeping vole), 2536 nucleotides long. RefSeq names its product leucine rich repeats and guanylate kinase domain containing (gene Lrguk). Gene Ontology annotation, molecular function: GMP kinase activity; protein binding. The record is from RefSeq and is a predicted model, not a curated record. The transcript has 20 exons. Gene Ontology annotation, cellular component: cytosol. Bases 1 to 2469 code for a protein of 822 amino acids. NCBI's taxonomy places the organism in Eukaryota, Metazoa, Chordata, Mammalia, Rodentia, Cricetidae.
AUGGCUGCCUACGAGAAAGGUCCCUCGAGAGGGAAAGGGCCCUCUUUCCAGCAGGGCUUGGGCGCCCCUCGCGCUGUAAUCCAGGCAAUACUAUCGCUCGCAGCAGAACGUCGUCGGACACAAUGGCCUUCUUUUCCCAUGGGACAGAGAACAAGAGGGACUUUCAAAAGCCCCUCCUCCCACCUCCUCCAACAGCUCAUCCGCCGCUCUCAGGAAACGGAGACGGACGCACCGGGCGAAGAGGAAUCUUCGGAAGAGUCAGAGGAGUCCGAAAUGCUGAAUUUGGAGGCGGAGUUUGAUGGGAUCCUGAGAGAGGAGGCUGUGGCCGAAGCACUCAAUGAGUUGGGGUGGUCGGGCCCUGGGACGGAGCAGGUCUACCUCAACCUGAAUUUAUCACACUGCGAUUUAAUCGACAUCAGCAUUCUGUGUAACUAUGUUCACCUACAGAAGUUGAAUCUUUCAGCGAACAAAAUCGAAGAUUUGUCUUGUGUGAGCUGCAUGCCGUAUCUUCUGGAACUAAAUGCUUCUCAGAACAGGCUGACUACCUUCUUCAAUUUCAAGCCACCCAAAAAUCUCAAGAAGGUGGAUUUUUCCUCCAACCAGAUCAUGGAAAUGUGUGACCUGUCGGCAUACCACACUCUGACUCAACUCAUUUUGGACCACAACGAGAUAGAAGAAAUCACUGGGUUAGAGAACUGUAUCAGCCUGACCCACCUCAGUCUGGCUGACAACAAGAUCACAACCAUCAGCGGCUUGGGAACACUACCCAUCAAAGUGCUUUGUUUGAGCAACAACCAGAUUGAGAACAUCACAGGUCUGGAGGAACUGAAAGCCUUGCAGAAGCUGGAUCUCUCCAACAAUCGGAUCAGUAGUCUCCAGGGCUUGGAGAACCAUGAUCUCCUGGAAGUGAUCAACCUAGAGGAGAACAAGAUUGAGGAGCUGAGUGAAAUAGAAUAUAUUGAAAAUCUUCCUAUCCUUCGAGUUCUCAAUCUGCUAAAGAAUCCAGUUCAGAGCAAAUCCGAAUACUGGUUCUUCGUAAUAUUUAUACUGCUACGGCUGACAGAGUUAGAUCAGCAGAAGAUUAAAGUGGAAGAGAAGGUUUCUGCCGUGAAUCUAUAUGACCCUCCCCCUGAAGUGGUCGCUGUCCGAGAUCACAUGAUCCAUGUUGUCAACAGCAUGUCGCAACCACAGAGGAUCUUUGACAGCACUCUGCCAAGUCUGGAUGCCCCUUACCCCAUGCUGAUCCUAACUGGUCCUGCAGCGUGUGGGAAACGAGAACUCGCCCACCGCCUCUGCAGACAGUUUAAUACUUACUUCAGAUACGGGGCCUGCCACACCACACGACCGCCGUACUUUGGUGAAGGGGAUCGAGUUGAUUAUCACUUCAUCUCUCAAGAAGUUUUUGAUGAAAUGCUCAACAUGGGGAAAUUUAUCCUAACAUUUAAUUACGGUAACCACAGUUAUGGAUUAAAUAGGGACACUGUAGAAGGUAUUGCAAGAGAUGGACUAGCAAGCUGCAUUCAUAUGGAACUAGAAGGCGUAAGAAGUUUGAAAUAUUCCUAUUUCGAGCCUCGCUAUAUCUUGGUGGUGCCCAUGGACAAGGAAAAAUACGAAGGAUACUUACGGAGAAAGGGAUUGUUUAGUCGAGCAGAAAUUGACUUUGCUGUCUCCAGGGUGGACCUUUACAUUAAAAUUAAUCAGAAAUUUCCAGGGUAUUUCGAUGCAGUGAUUAAUGCAGACGAUCUGGACAUUGCCUACAAAAAGCUAAGUGAGCUCAUUCGAGAAUACCUGGGAUUGACCGAGGAUGGCACUAAGGGUUUGGCUCCAACUGCAGCUAUUAAGACAUCUUACCUGAAAUCUGAAGACUUUUCCAGGAAGCCCAUUGCUCCCAGUACCAGUGAGUUCUUGGAUUCAACAGACAGAAACUACUAUGCGAAAUUAUGGGCCAAGCUUUCAUCCAAAAAGUCACCUGUGGAAAGAGAGUCUUUCCAAAGACGGCACGAGACAGCCCGGCAAGCGCUCAUGGGAAAGACGCCCCGUGGUCACACGCUCCUGUUUCAAAGGGGCCCAGUACCAAUACCUACUGUCAGUGGCCUACAGUAUUUUACAACAUUAGAGGAAUUACAGACAAGUUUUGAGUUCAAUGAAGAUCAUGAUAAAACUCCCUUUGGACCAUACCCUGAAAUAAGCAAGGAUCCCCAUAGUUCUAUGAAGUAUUCUCAGUUAUUUCAUGCUUGUCCGUGGUCCAAAGAUGUUCCUUAUGUCCAGCUCCCAGAGGGAGGGGUUUCUUCACGCCCAGGAUCAGCAACAAGCGACGAAGUGGAUGGGCCCUUAAAAGUUCUGCACAUACCAUCCUCUCUACAGGAAAAAGCACCUGCCCAGUACAAAAGAUACUCUGCAGCUCCAAUAACUAGCCCAGGUUCCAACAUCAAACCUACCCUUCCUCCAAUCCCACACGGCCGCAGAUAAACCGACGCUGUGAGCUCGGAUCUCCACACAUAAACCGGCACCAUUGGCGUCUGAUCUAAACAUGAAC